Messenger RNA from Neolamprologus brichardi, 3955 nucleotides. The record is from RefSeq and is a predicted model, not a curated record. NCBI's taxonomy places the organism in Eukaryota, Metazoa, Chordata, Actinopteri, Cichliformes, Cichlidae.
GAGAAAGAGGCAGAGCAAGGCAAAAGAAGUUAUCUAAGCUCAGAGCUCCCACAAAUCACUUUGUCACCAGCAAGCUCUGACAAGCAGGAGGAGAGAGAAAGAGUACGAGCAGAGACUCCGAGUUAAACAGAGGUGCGAAUAGGGAGUCUUGUCGGUGGAGCCUCGAAGGAAGAAGGUGUGAAGAAACUGUAGAGGAAAAUAACGAGGUGAUACUGCUGGAUGGACAGAGGGAAGGUAGAAGAGAGACGAGACUAAAAUCCAGUUCCCAAAACAGCAUAAGUUAAGAGGGACGGCUACUGCUGUUGCUACUGCCGCUGUGUCUGGAUGGUACAUCACCAUUUAAAGAAGGUGUGUCAAACUUAAAAUCUGUUACCGGAGGACACUGUUUCAUUGAGACUGACAUUUUAAUCUUCUGAUAGCAAACGCGCUUGAGACAUUUAAUCUCACAAGUGGAACCCAGAGAGCAUACACUAUCGUAUUAUCAUGUUUGAGAGAGAAGAGAGGGAUAGAGAGACAGCUGCUCUGUCUGUGAAGUAGGCAUGAGACAGAGGCGUUGAAAGCAAUUUCUGGUGUAGUGCAGCUGUACACAGAUCACAUGUUGUUACUAGUAAAAAGAGGUAGUUAGAGCCAAGAGCAGUACAUGUUUGUGAAAUGUUUUUCUAUAGGGGCAUGCGCAGGUUUGUGACUGGUAUUGAAUAAGUUGAUGAAAGUAACUUCUUUGAGAACAAUUUCUUUCUUUUAACCAUUGAUAUUUGAUUAGCUCCGGACUGACUAAAAGCGCCUGAGAGUUUUAUCUGGACUGUAAAGGCUGAGGUCAUCUCACCAAACCUAAAAAAAAUAGGAAGAUCAUUUUCAAACUUUUUAAGCAGAGACUAUUAUUAAUACUUUCUCUUUAUUACAGAACAUUACAGGGGAAAUAUUUGUCAUUAGCACUAAUAAGAAAUUGUGCCGAUUUAAACGUCUUAGUCUUAGAGAACAAGUAACUUAGGCUCUGUAAACACCUGUCUUCAUUUUGCUGAGUGCCAUACUACUCUUUUCACAUUCACUUAGGUUGCCUCUGUAAGAAAGACUGUGGUGACAUGUGGAGGAUGAUAUGCUAGCUCUAAAAUAGACAGGAUUCAGUUUAUAUAAUAACAUAAUAUAAUCUUGCAUUUGGAGGUUUGAAAACAUAUCAAUCAAACAUUGGUCUGUGAGCACAGAAACAAAUCUGCUGAAUCCUUGAUGGGUAGUAGUUUGUUUUGGACCUAGAGGUGUUGUAGAAACUUACAAAAGGGCACUGACUGUGUGCAGGGGCUCUUUUAGCAUUUGACAGCUCUGUUCUGGACUUGCUUCAUCCUGUGGGACGUAACUGGGUUACCUGUUUGGCUGAGUCAGAGGCUGGGUCAUCACUGGAUGUCUGUCUGCUCACUGGGAUUCUUUCCACCUGUUUCUAUGCAAAUAAGACAGAUGUGUUAGGUACUUUUUACAGCAGCAGUGACAGCCGUGGUGGUGAAUUUUCAGGACUCUCCACACUGCUGUAAUUGUUUUGUCGUGUGUAAACACUUUGCGUCAGUGACACCUCUCCACUGAGUGAUUCACUGUUCCCAAAGGAUCCCCGGUUGGACGAAGGCAUUGAAAGGGAAGUUGGAGGAGCUUUUACUAAGAACCAAAGAACACAAGUAGCUACACAGACAGGCUGUCAACAUGAAAUUGUGGUUCUUGAUAUUGAUGGUCGUGUACAUGGUGGGCAGUGUACACAAUCUGUCUACAUGUAACACUGUGGACUUGGAGAUGGUGAAGAAAAAACGCAUUGAGGCCAUUAGGAGCCAGAUCCUCACCAAACUGCGUUUGCAAAAGGCGCCAGAAGAGGCUGGGGAGAAGGAAGAGAUCCCUGCCAACUUGCUAUCACUCUACAACAGCACCAGUGAGAUUCUGAAGGAGCAGCAGGUUCUGGAACAGGAAAACAUCCCCACAGAACAAAAGGAGGAGGAAUACUUUUCCAAGGUGGUUAACAGGUUCAUCAUGAAAGAAAAAAACGACACCAACUACAAGCCCACGGUCAUCUCAAUGAGCUUCAACAUCGCUGAGAUACGGAGUAACAUCGGGGGCAAUCUGCUACUCACCAGAGCAGAGCUACGGAUGCUCAUCAAGGAGCCCAUGAUUUUGUCUGAGGAGAGAGUGGAGCUAUACUAUAGCCAGGGGACCUCGACUCGUUACCAUGCGUCUCGCUUUGUCACAAACUCGCUGAAGGACAAAUGGCUGUCCUUUGAUGUCACUGAACCUCUGCGGAUCUGGCUCCAAGGGAAUGAGAAUGAACAGAAGUUUGAACUUCGGCGGUACUGUGAAUGCGGCAGUGACGAUGGUACUUUAAGUUUUAGCAUCUCUGGGACUAUGAGCAGGAGGGGAGACACUAAAGAAUUACAGAAGCUGAACCAGCAGCUACCCUACAUCUUUACCAUGUCCAUCCCUAAAACCAACCACUCUCAGAGUUUACGCACGAAACGUUCCACUGACACGACGGACAGCUGCAGCACCCAGUCACACAACUGCUGUUUGAAGAAACUGUACAUUGACUUCAGGAAAGAUCUAGGAUGGAAGUGGAUCCAUAAGCCAACGGGUUACUAUGCCAACUACUGCAUGGGGUCCUGCACCUAUAUCUGGGAUGCCGAAAACAAAUAUUCUCAGAUUCUGGCACUGUACAAACAUCAUAACCCAGGAGCUUCUGCCCAGCCCUGCUGUGCGCCACAGACACUAGAGCCACUGCCAAUCAUCUACUAUGUGGGGAGGCAACACAAGGUGGAGCAGCUGUCCAAUAUGAUCGUGAAGUCCUGCAAGUGUAGCUAAAAAUAUAGUAUGGCUCUGCCUCCUCCUCUCAAAACACAGAGGGAAAGAAGAUGUUGUGUUGGAGACUACAGAUAAGAGCAAGUGACAGAGAAUUUGAGAUAAUGUGGACAUGGGGAACAAAAUAUUUUAAAGCUUUUCUCCCACAAUCCUUCAGUUGUCACAUUUGAUGCACAUUAAGCCAUGGACCUCUUUUUUUCUUUCUUCUACAUAUUAACGAUUAUAGUUUUUAUACGUACAUUUACCUUGCAGUAGUAAAAUUGUCUGUCUUGAAAUGAAUUAAUUUAUUUGUUGCACUGACAGGUGUCUAAAGAAUAAUAAUGUACAUAAAAGAAGUGUGUGAGACAAUAAAAUUUGGACAAAAAAGCACGAGGACAAUAAUGAACGUUCAUGGAAGAAUAACGAUAUUCAGGGAUGAAAACGUGGGACAUUUCAGAUGGCCACAUCAUCGUCCAAAACAGGUCCUGGUGAGAGGUGCUAAAUUACAGAUGGAAAACCAGGGAUGUUGGGGUUUUCCUCAAAGAUAAGGCUGUAGGUGUUUUUUGCAUGGCUACAUCAUAAAGGACAGAAAAAGACACAGAGAGAGUCCAACCUGGGGAAAAUCCCUUUUGACUGAAAGGCUGGACUUUCAUUUUACAAGAACCGUCCAUUAGUUUUAUUUUCUUUUUUCAACCCACGUGACUUCUAAUAUGCAUUUUAUCAGUAUGUUUCUGUUCAUAAUGUUCAUAACUGAAUGUCAGAUUGUCCUUUAGCCCCACUGGUUUUUCAGCCAGAGGCACUAUCAGCUGUGUAAGAGUGAUGACAUCAUGUUUUUAAUCCCUCUGGGGACUUACCGCCGUACGUGUUCUCUAUUAAUGGACACAUGGUGGUAGUGCUGAUAUGAGUAAGGCUAUUAAUACUUAUUGUUUUAUUUUAUUUUGUUUUAAAAUCAUGGUAAAUUAUUUUAAUUUCAGGACGUUUCACAAGGAAGUUUUUUCUUUCGAACUCAAGAACUGGUCUGGCUUCUAUGACACGCAUUAGGAAUAAAACCAACACAUUAUUUCAGCUUUCUAUGUUUUGCUGGUGCACCUACUUUUGAAAUGUCUAUUUGUAAAUAUUCAAAAAAAAAAAAGAAGAAAUAAACAUGUUAAAUUAU